GGUGGCCUGAGCUCACGAGGGCGUGGAGGGUUUGGAGGCAGUCCAGACAAAGCCUGUAGAGGAGCUUUCUUUUUCAUGCCUCAGUUUACCUCGCUUGUUUCUCAUGCCUCGCUCCUGGCCGAUCAGCCCUCGCCUAAACGGUUACCUGCUGCUUCGGAUGCCAGUUGGUUGAUUCUCUGCUUGCUGACCAUCCGUUGAUUUAUUCUUUCCUGGUUGAUGUUUAAAGUUGUAAAUAUAUUGUUUUUUGUCUUUAAGAUUUUUUUAUUCACUCUUCUUUCCUGGACUAAUGAUAUGUGGAGUUUUGUGUGUAUAUUUGGUUAUUGGCCUUUGGGUUAUCAGGCGGCAUCUACAGAGAAAGAAGAAGUCAGUGUCAACCAGCAAAAAUGGAAAAGAUCAAAUGGUGGUUGCAUUUUUCCAUCCAUACUGUAAUGCAGGCGGCGGAGGAGAGAGGGUUCUGUGGUGUGCUUUGAGAGCCCUGCAGAAAAAGUAUCCUGAGGCAGUUUAUGUUGUGUAUACUGGUGACAUUAAUGUCAGUGGUCAGCAGAUACUCGAAGGUGCUUUCAGAAGGUUUAACAUCAAGUUGGUUCAGCCAGUGCAGUUUGUCUUCCUAAGGAAGCGCUACCUUGUGGAGGACUCCCGCUAUCCUCACUUCACAUUGCUGGGCCAGAGUCUUGGAUCCGUUCUUCUUGGCUGGGAAGCUCUGAUGCAGCGUGUUCCUGAUGUGUACAUCGACUCAAUGGGAUAUGCCUUCACACUCCCUCUGUUUAAAUAUGUGGGAGGUUGCCGCGUUGGAAGCUAUGUUCACUAUCCCACUAUCAGCACUGACAUGCUGUCUGUAGUGAAGAAUCAAAAUCCUGGAUUUAAUAAUGCGGCUUUUAUUACCAGAAAUGCUCUUCUCAGCAAAGCAAAGCUCAUCUAUUACUAUUUAUUUGCUUUUAUUUAUGGCCUUGUUGGAUCUUGCAGUGACAUAGUCAUGGUUAAUUCUUCUUGGACACUAAACCAUAUUCUCUCACUGUGGAAAGUUGGGCAUUGCACUAACAUUGUAUAUCCACCUUGUGAUGUGCAAACAUUUCUGGACAUCCCUUUACAGGAGAAAAAGGUGACCCCAGGGCAUUUACUGGUUUCCAUUGGCCAGUUCAGGCCUGAAAAGAAUCAUGCUUUGCAGAUCAAAGCCUUUGCCAAAUUGCUUAAUGGGAAGGCAGCUGAGUCAGGCCAUUCUCUUAAACUUGUCCUUAUUGGAGGAUGUCGCAACAAAGAUGAUGAGUUUAGAGUAAACCAACUGAGAAGACUCUCUGAGGAUUUAGGAGUUCAAGAAAAUGUGGAAUUUAAAAUAAACAUUUCAUUUGAUGAACUGAAGAAUUACUUAUCUGAAGCAACAGUCGGUCUGCAUACCAUGUGGAAUGAGCAUUUUGGGAUUGGAGUUGUCGAGUGUAUGGCAGCUGGCACAGUUAUCCUUGCACACAAUUCGGGGGGCCCAAAGCUGGAUAUUGUCAUUCCUCAUGAAGGACAAAUAACUGGAUUUCUGGCUGAUAGUGAAGAAGGCUAUGCUGAAACCAUGGCUCAUAUUCUUUCUCUGUCUGCAGAAAAGAGACUUCAAAUCAGGAAAAAUGCUAGAGCAUCUAUAAGCAGAUUUUCCGACCAGGAGUUUGAAGUAGCAUUCCUGUGUUCCAUGGAGAAGUUACUUACUUAAUGCCCAGUCUGCACAGCCCAGGCCUUUUGUACAGCGUGGAGCUGGGGCUGGAGCUGGUGGGAGAGCCUGCGCUUGGUGUGCCAGUCCCGAGUUCCAUCUCCAGCACCAAGAGUGAAAGGAAACAGCUACACCUGUAAAUAUUUUCUAAAUGUACCCCUUGUUGUAGUAAAAGCAGCCUGAGCGGUAUUCUCAGCAGUACACACAUAGUAGGUUCACAGCAGCGGAAUUCAUCUAGAUUGGAAAAAAUCUCGCUUAGCUUUUUUUUUUUUUCCACUUUUGCUUUUUUGAGACAGGGUUUCUCUGUAUAUCCCUGUUCUAGAACUCACUCUGUAGACCAGGCUGGCCUUGAACUCAUAGAGAUCCGCCCGCCUCUGCCUCCCAAGUGCUGGGACUAAAGGUGUGCCACUAUACCCAGCUUCAUGUAGCUUAAUGUACAGAUUUUACUUACUGUUGAUCUCAAAAUCUGAACAGUAAAGAUCUCAAAAAAAAAAAAACUACCAAUCAAAUUUUCAUAUACUCAUGCAUCUUUUAAUUUAAUCUUUUCCUUUCCUUGUGUUAAUCCUGAGUGUUCCUGCCUCCACCUCCCAGAAUGCACCAGUGUAUGCAGUGCUGGUGAUGGGAGUCUGGACGAGCGCUCUGCCAACUGGGCUGCAUCCUGAGCCCCAAUCCUGCUUUUCUAAUCACCUUUGCUUGAGAAAACAUAAACUAAUACUUCCUGGGUUUUAAUCUGUUAAUGAUGCUGGAGUACCAUGUAGAGCCUCGAACUGUAAGGGCAGGGCGUGUAUGCUGAUCACUACAGGCGCCCUGAGCUGAUCACUACAGGGACGUGUAUGCUGAUCACUACAGGCGCCCUGAGCUGAUCUCAGACUUCUUCCAGAGGGAAAGGGAAGUGCUGAAAGAAUCAGCAGGUCAUUAGCUGGCACUCUAAAAUGUAUUCUUAAAUUUUUGGAUUAAAUUCUGUCUGAGGGGUGGGUUUAGGGUUAGAGAUUAAACCUAGAGCCAUGCUCUUGGUACACAAGUGUUCUAACCUCUGAGCUACUUUACCUCAACCCCAGGAGUCCUGAAAUAACAGCAUGGGUAACCCUUUUAAGUAUACCUACUAAUUUUCUUAAAAGGAAAAAGAAACUUCAAACAGGGAUCUCUAAUCGUAUUCCUAGAGUAUCAGUCAAGAGAUGGGGCAGACUGAUUUCUUCAUGGGUGUGUACAGAUACGUUGAAGUCAAAACAGGCAGCAGUCUUUCCCAUAAGCAGUUGUGUCUGAAAGUUGGGUGUUAUUUAGUGCCUACCACUAUGGGUUCGUAUGGGUUUCUUAUCUCUUAACCGCCCCAUUUAAGGCUAAAAGUCAGCCCCAGUUCCUUCAAGAAAAUAUCAAGCUAAGAUGCUUUUCUAAAACUGACCGUGUAUUUAUAAUGUAUAUAUGUCUAUACAUACAUACAUACAUACACAUAUAUAGUUUUUAUGAACUUUUCUAGACUGACAUAUGAGCCAAAGACCACCUAACAAAAACCCAACACCAGACAUGAGAAGUUCCCUUUGACUUAUUGACCAGGGUUGUUCAGGAGACUCCCCAAAGCAUACAGCCUAUUGCUUUUGCCCUUGGUUUCCCCUAGAGCUGGAAGAUAAGUCGCAAUUGCUGAAGACACAAUGUACUUUAGAAACAGGCCAAAAGACCCCUUGAGCGGGAACUGACCUGAAAGUGCACAGAGAGAGUGUUGUUGCUGCCCCAGGACUAACUUUCAUGGUAUGAAGGUGCCAGGCAAGCUUCCAACGGAGAAGGGCAACCAACAGUCCUACCCGGCUAUCCCACCUAUAAACCACAGCAAAAGCAAGCAUGGCGCGCACACUUGACAGUAACCAGCAGCUCUUAAACUGGACAUAGGACCUGCUCAACUAGAAGGAGAACCUAGCUAACUAUUCAGCUCUAGAGAACAACCACUGUUUACUAAACCCGCAUAAUUCCUAACAACAAUCUAUAAACAUUUGUCUAGACUCUUUUAAAGUAGACCUUCAAGUAAGGCCUACAGACUAAUGCCAGCUUACACAUUUUCUCUCUUUAGAUGCAUAUGCAUUUCACUAAGGGCUCUUUCCUGGACCUCUGGAGAGCCCACUGUGAGGCUGACACAGUCCCUAACACAUGAUGUAGAGGGCUGUUGCCUGUUUACCAAGUAAAGGUUUUCUGCAGUCCCAUUAUUACAGAUGGAUGUGUUUACAACUCUGCACUUUCUUGGUUUCUAAGCCAGUAGCUGAAAUCAAUAUCAAUUUCACCUGGCCUCUAUUCUGCACAACUGGCAGGUGUGUCAGACUGAGGUGGUGACUUCUAAGAAGCUGGCUGUAAUAUGUGGGCAAGCUUGAGCCACCGCACAGCAACACGUGAUCGUGUGCAUGCACAGAGGGUAUAAAGGAGCAGUCACCAUUCUGUACAUACAUAGUUCUUCCAGUAAAAUGAAUUGCCCACACAUUUGUGUUAGGGCAUACAAAAGAGGCACACUGUCUCUUCCAGCUGGUGGUUGGUUUUGGUUGUUGGUUGGUUUUGCUCUGUGUGGAUCUGGGUUGCAGAUAAUUCAGUCUACAAAGAUUUCAGAGACCAAAGGUGGACAGAACCUUACACAUUCUUUAUUUUAUUUUCAACUUAAUAGACAAAAACAAUUUAAAGAACUGAUUUGACUUCUUCAUUGUCACAAAACUGUUUAGUGACAGAAUCGGGAUUAUGGCCUGGUAUUCUGGCUCAGCCCACUCUGUUAUGUUAAGGCCAGUCUUCGAGGUAAACUUUGUCUAUAACCCACACAGCCUACCCAUCCACAAAAGUAAUAGACUAAAGAUUGUAGGAAUUGAAAUGAGCAUAAAUUGGGGAUGUGGUGAAAGAAAUGAUUCUCAGUUUCUUAAAAAGACUGUUACCCUAGCUUCUCAAGAUUAUUUUUAUGGGUUAGAAGCAUAGGAUUUUCAGCAUUCCUAAUAAGGUUUUAUUUAUUUUUUACUAGAUUUCAGGUAGGUACUGUGUGAAAUGUUGAGGCUCAUCUUUAUCUGUUUCAGUGAGACUUCUCAGUGGUUGUUAAGUCCACUACAAUUAUGAUUUUCCCCCGCUGUGGUCCAAGCAUUCUGUUUAGAGUCCACAACAGUGGGGGUUCACAUUCCUGUUUACAUUGAUACCACAACUGUGAAAUAUAGGUUACAUAGUCUUUGUAUAAUAUAUUUAUAUCUAAUUGUAAUGCAGAGCUAUUGAUACAAAAUUGUAUCUAAAUGCGUCAGGUGAUUUCAUUCAUUCAGUUAAAAUGUUUUUACAUCAUCUUUCCAUUUCCUUUCCCUUCUCACUCUUCUACCUCUGGAACACAUGGUCUCUUUUUUCUUUAAUGAUUAUUGCUACAUAUGUAUGCAAAUAAAUAUAUAAAUGCAA
This is a messenger RNA of Mastomys coucha (southern multimammate mouse), 5080 nucleotides long. RefSeq names its product ALG11 alpha-1,2-mannosyltransferase (gene Alg11). Gene Ontology annotation, biological process: protein N-linked glycosylation. The transcript is spliced from 4 exons. Gene Ontology annotation, molecular function: GDP-Man:Man(3)GlcNAc(2)-PP-Dol alpha-1,2-mannosyltransferase activity. The record is from RefSeq and is a predicted model, not a curated record. NCBI's taxonomy places the organism in Eukaryota, Metazoa, Chordata, Mammalia, Rodentia, Muridae. Gene Ontology annotation, cellular component: endoplasmic reticulum membrane. Bases 287 to 1690 code for a protein of 467 amino acids.